Dracunculus medinensis (Guinea worm) is the source of this 363-nucleotide messenger RNA. The record is from the annotation of a GenBank genome assembly. NCBI's taxonomy places the organism in Eukaryota, Metazoa, Nematoda, Chromadorea, Rhabditida, Dracunculidae.
AUGGAUCCAAAUUUAUGUCAGUUUGUCGCUGAAAAUGAACUCAUACAAAUUAUACCGAACUUCAAUUAUGAAAAAUUAUACCUUAUUUGUGGCGAUGUUGGUCCAUUCGAAGCGGGCAUUCCAUUAGAAGUACCGCUUUGGAUGGCUAUUAGGUUAAAAAAGCAACAUAAAUGUCGAAUUUUGGCACCUGAGUGGUUUAAUGUUGAAUCGUUACGGAAAUUUAUUGAUGCUGAAACAAGAGAAAAAGGUGGCCUUACUCCUGUUCCAAGAUAUUUCCGCGAAUUUUCCAAUUUAUUGUUACUGGAUGCGAAGGACGACAUUAUCGAUGCGGAUCAGGUGGCUUUCGCUCCUAUUUUUGGUUGA